AUGAUACCAUAUGCCAACAUCCCACUGGAAAGAGUUAAUUAUCGGUCGUGGACACGAGUGGCACUCCAGCUUGAAUCAUCACCAUUUAUGGAUGGUGUACCGAUUGAUUUGAUUACCGGAGUAUUAGCUGAACCAGGCCAUUUUGUUGCUUUCACUUGUACAGAUAAAGUCUUAUCUGUUUAUAAUUCACUAUAUCCAGGAAAGGUAACAACAACUCAAUGGCAAGCAGUAGCUACAUAUCCGUACCAUCCUCAUCUCUCAAUUCAUUUAUAUCCUACGCAACAACAAUCUUCUGCUAGCAAUAACUGUUCACUAUUCGCAAUAGCGAUAUUAGCUGAACUUCAAUUAGGUCAAGGAUAUUCGACAAGUAUAACAUUUGACGAAAAUAAAUUACGAUCGCAUACC
Molecule: messenger RNA, 405 nt
Organism: Didymodactylos carnosus
Lineage: Eukaryota; Metazoa; Rotifera; Eurotatoria; Philodinida; Philodinidae
Source: the annotation of a GenBank genome assembly